Molecule: messenger RNA, 1959 nt
Organism: Suillus bovinus
Lineage: Eukaryota; Fungi; Basidiomycota; Agaricomycetes; Boletales; Suillaceae
Exons: 5
Coding region: 1-1959 (652 amino acids)
Biological process (GO): amino acid catabolic process
Molecular function (GO): polyamine oxidase activity; L-amino-acid oxidase activity
Source: RefSeq, a predicted model, not a curated record
AUGGAUUUUCAGGGAGAUGCGUUUGCCUACUGGGGUCGAAACAUCAUCGAAGAUUAUGAUGAUGCUCUCCUCCAAAACAUUCCCCCCGCCCUGAUUGCUUUUGAAGAGACCUCGCAGCUACCUGCGCUCUCUAAGCAGGGUCGUGGCCCGCCCGGUACAGUUGGAAUUCUAGGCGCAGGAGUUGGUGGUCUAUACACCGCCCUCAUCCUAGAUUCGCUAGACAUCAAGUAUGAGAUCUUGGAGGCGUCAGACCGCACCGGCGGGCGCCUCCUCACCUAUGACUUCCCAAAUGGUAAUAAAUACGACUACUGCGAUGCUGGGGGCAUGAGGUUCCCCCUCCCAAAGAAGGACGCUCAAGGCAAUUACAAGGUUGGCAUCAUGAGGCGUUUGGGGGAGUUGAUCAAUUAUUCGAAGCUCAACGACGUGGACCCUGUUGAAUCAACCCCCUCGUGGCCCGGGACAGGUGUAAAUCGUAGGCCGUUCCCUUGGGAUUCAUGCAGGGCACCUCUAAACUCCCACCUUAUCGAUUAUCAUUUUACGUCAAAGAGACAGGGUCAUUUCCUCUACUUUAACAAUCAACGUUAUCAAGUCUCUCGGACCUCGCGCCCUCCUGACUUCCAUGCCCGAGAAUUGGGUGUGGAUCCUCAGUACGUUGCUGUGGGAGUUGAGAAUAUUGUCAACGACGUCGUUGGGCCGUUCGUCGAGGGUCUGGUUACAGACUUGGAGCAAAAUGUCGAUUUGGGCUGGAAAAAAAUGAGGGAGCACGAUACAUACUCGCUUCGCUCGUUCAUGUCAUUCAAGUACAUUCCCAGCGCCAGCCUCCCAAUUCCGCAGACGUAUCUUUCCACCAAUGUUAUCAAUUGGUGCGAGACAUUCAAUGAAAGCACAGGCUCGCAUGACUGCGCUUUGACUGAAUGGGUUCUUGAUACGCUGGCAUUUGGCAGUGUCGAGUCGCAGACCUUUGGACAUGUAGAAUGGAAAUGUUUCGAAGGCGGUUCUCGAGUACUUACCGACCAUAUGGAGGCAUACCUUACUGCUAACGGCACCAAGUCUCUCAUCCAAUUCAAUAAAAAGGUCACGAGCAUCUCUCAAGAUGGAAACAUGGCAAUGAAUGUUUCUGUGCGGGGCGAAUGUAGCCCGCGCACAUAUUCACAUGUUAUAUCGACUAUCCCUCUGCCAUGCCUGCAACUGAUCGAACUCGGAGGUGCCGGUUUAAAUGUGAUGCAGAAAAAUGCAUUGCGUAAACUGCAAUAUGAUCCUUCGGUCAAAGUCGGCGUCCGUUUUCGAUCAGCGUGGUGGACCGAACUUUUCGAUAUCAUAGGAGGUCAAUCAACCACAGACCUUCCCAUUCGAAAUAUCGUCUACCCCUCUCACGGGGCUGAAUCGAGCACGCCGUCUACAGUACUGAUUGCGAGCUACUGUUGGAAAAAUGAUGCAGAACGCUUGGGAGUGCUCGUCAACACCGGUAAGACAGAGUACGAGGAACAAUUGAAGGAACUCGUGCUGCGCAAUCUCGCAGAAGUACACGAUUUGGAUUAUAGUUUCUUGUUGGAUCAGUACGUAGAUAUGCAUGCAUGGAACUGGGGCAACAACCCGCUCGCCAUAGGUGCCUUUGCAUCAUUUGGGCCUGGAGAUUUUCAGGAUUUAUACACGGCUCUCACCGUACCUAAUGCUAACAAGAGACUCCAUUUCGCUGGAGAGUCCAUCAGCACCCGUCAUGCGUGGGUCAUCGGUGCAUUGGACAGCGCGUGGCGCGCAGUGUAUGAAUACCUGCUUGCAUCAGGGCAGCAGGAAAAUGUCCAAAAAUUCUUCGAUCUGUGGGGCCAGAACGUCGAGUGGACAUGCCAAUCUAAACAUGGAAAACACGAUCCAACUGAUCCGAACACCGUUUUACGAGUUCACAUGGGGUGUACAUAUGCUGGUGAAUGCACUGGGAAGGUGAAGUUUCAAAUAAGUUAG